Messenger RNA from Physcomitrium patens, 2318 nucleotides. NCBI's taxonomy places the organism in Eukaryota, Viridiplantae, Streptophyta, Bryopsida, Funariales, Funariaceae. The record is from RefSeq and is a predicted model, not a curated record.
GCAAGCUAUGGUCCCCGAAAAACACCAGAAAAUCAAAAUCCCAAGCUGGAGCUUUUGCCAUUACUGGGCAAUGACAAUCCGCCACAAAAAAAGAAAACUUUUGUUUGUUCAAUGCAAACCCAAGUGGCAGGGGACUUGGCAAGCUCACCAUGUUUCUCUCUGCACACGCCCAACACGUUCAUGGUGAUCACUGCAUCAUCAUCAUCCCCCUUGUCUAGUAGUUAAUUUUUUUCCGAUCAAAGGAGUUUCUAAUGGCCAGGGUUGAGAAUGGUAUGCACAUUUGCAAUGGGCUAUAGUCUAGAAAGUCUAGAUUCAUGCCUACCAGCUGGAUUUAGAAAACUGCUAUAGUUGAGUUUUGUGAGCUGAGUUUUUUCGGUGUUGACUUGAGGUUGAUCUGCGUCGAAUCAUGUUCAUGACUAUCUAGAGAGUACUCAACUGUUGCAUUGAAAGUUGAAUUGUGUUAGGGUGUAUUACACACCGAGAUUUGUCACCAUGGAGGCUGCCGGGCAGGAGCAUGUGUUGAACUUAGCAAGGCGUGAGAUUGUAGCGAAGGGAACUCACGACAAGGGCAUAGCUCCUAAGAAUGCGUCUGUCAUGGCUGCCCAGGUUGUCGUGCCUUUAGAAGUCGGGUGGAAGGCAAGAGAGGUAAGCAACGGUCAUCAUCCUAACCUGCCUUAAUUGAGAGGAUAGGCAAAUAUAUUGUAUUACGAGGAACAACUAAAUCUCUCUAAAAACAUUACUAAAGGCACUUACUGAUUUGCAGACUGGGUUGCCAUAUUGUGUGUCCGCGGGUGAUGCCUGCUGCUUUCGUAUCAUGGGCAGAGAAUCGCCUGCUUGGAAUCUGAGGUGGACAGGCUAUUGGGCAUGUCAAAGACUCUCGAGGAUUGCGAGCAUGCGCUUGGUAUGGCCAACGAUGAGACUGAUAAGGCUAACAAAGUAGCCCGCGGCGCUAAGGCCAAAGUUGUGGAGUUGGAUGGUCGUCUCUACCAGGCUGAAGUAGAGCUCCAGCGUGAAAAGUUUCGGGCCGCUGAGCUGGAGAGAGAACUCACAACUUAUCGAGCCCAGCAAUCCGAAGCGAAGUCGGCAAUAAGUGGACACACUAUUAUUGAAGAAAAUCAAGAUACGAUCAAAAUUCUUUCAGACAGAGUAUGCUUCAGUGUUUCAUUUGACAAUUUCAAUGUUUCGAUGUUCUGUGUUGGAAUUCCGCUCCAAACAAUUGGUUCCAUUGGUCUUCAGAUCCAUAGUUUCUGUUCGUGGCGUGUUUCUUUAUAUGUUCAUUCAAGAUUUAAAUGUAUUCCAAUACAUUGCAUGUACUCAUCACCCAGCAUGUCUUUACACAGGCGGAGAAAUACAAAUCACAGGCCAGUAUCAACGAAGAGAGAGCUGCAGAGCUUGACCGUAGGUCAUUAGAGCUGUCGAAGAAGGUCAAGGACAUGGAAUCCGAGCUCUCAGAGGUUGGUAUCGUUAAGGAGCAGAUUGAAGCAUUCCUAGUCAAAUACAACAAAGAGUUGGCCGUGUCGUCCUCACGCGUUCGUGACCUCGAGGAUCAGCUGUCAUACGAGCAGGACGGAUCCACUUCACUUAAAAUGGAAAAUGAGAGGCUCAGAAAGAGACUUAAUGCCAAGACAAGCCAUGAGCGCGAGUUGGAAGACCGCAUCGCAGAGCUUGAAAGGAUUCUAAAAGCCGCGGAAGAAGCUGCCAAUGCUAUUGCUCACGAUAAAAAGGACGUCGAUGAUGCCAAAAAUAAGGCCGAAGAAAAACAUUAUGCUGCCACCAGAAAGCUGACAAGCCUGGUGAAGGAGAACAAUCAAAGGAUCAAAGAAUCGGAGGACAAGACUGAAGAGCAGAGGAGCAUGAGAGAUGAAUUGGAGUUUGCAAGAAGUAGAGCCACUGAAGCCAAUUUUCUCUCCGCCAGACUACAGGAGGAGAUGAAGAAGGUAGAAGAGAUGCACAAGUCUGAGGAUAGAUUGUCCAAGGAAAUUGCCGAAGCCAGGCAAGAAGCUUCAGAGGCUCGCAAACUAUCCACUGGGCUUGAGGAGGAGAUGAAGAAGGUGGGGAAACUGACAUGUUCUCAAGUGGGCCUCCUGAAAGUUUUCAAUAUCUACAAGGUCAGAGCCGCAGAAGCUGAUGACGUAUCCGAGAGAUUAAGCAAGGAGGAGAAGCAGAUGAAGUUGAAGAAUAAUUCUGUGAAGAAACUCACAAAAGUCUUUGAACGCACCAAUGCUGUUGAAGCUCGAGACUUUUCUCGCACGCUCGAAGAUCAAAACAAGAAAUUGCAGGGCAAGACGGAGGAGCAGAAAAUCUUAAGGGAAUAUUAG